GACCAUGGCAAAGAUUCUGCCAGUUUGCCCAGAAGACGGAGCUCGAAUCGAAACCGACCAAACGACCGACCGCUCUCAGUACAGGGGUUGGUGAGGACGCUUCCAGACAGCCCAGAGGCUUUCAAGUCUCCCCAUCCCUCCCACAGGCUCAGCAACGGGCACAGCAGCGUAUACAGACCUGGGACCAGCAACGGUGGAGGUCUCAUCACUCCCUGCAACAGUACGACAAGCUCCCGUGCUGCCAGCCCGUCUCUGUUCGAUCUGGUGGAGAUCGAGAAGAAACUGAGAGAAGCCAAAGCCGAGAAAGAGAGGCUGCUCAGAGAGCGGGAAGAGCGAAAGCGGGUGUUGUUGUACGAGAGAAGGCAAAGAGAAUUAAACUCUCCCAGAAAAGAGCCAGUCGAAGCUGAGACCCCACAUAGUCCAGAGUCAGAACCAAAGGAGGAACCAAAGGCCAGUUCUCCCCUAAAGUCCCCAGAGCAGCGCAGCCUGCCUCUCUUCCUCUCCCCUAACUUCGACCUGCGGUCACACCUGGAGACUCUGGGUCACGGAGUAGCCGCCUGCACAGACCUUCGGCUGACGCCUCGACGCUGUGCAGGCUUCCUGACCAAACGAGGGGGGAGGGUGAAGACCUGGAAGAAAAGGUGGUUCCUGUUUGACAUGGACCACAGACGACUAGCUUACUAUACAGGUCAGACUGGCUGGGAGAGGG
Labrus bergylta (ballan wrasse) is the source of this 709-nucleotide messenger RNA. NCBI's taxonomy places the organism in Eukaryota, Metazoa, Chordata, Actinopteri, Labriformes, Labridae. The record is from RefSeq and is a predicted model, not a curated record.